CAAUCACAGUUGGUCACCGCAGCUGCGUCGCUGUUCGAUGACGUAACAAGUCCGCUGAAGCCCUCCAUUGCAUGUGCGACUGUGUAUAUGAAACAUGGCUACUGUACAAGUGAGUGAAGCAGAGAAGGUGUAUAUAAUGCACGGAGUUCGGGAUGAUCUACGGGUUGAUGGAAGGGGAUGUGAGGACUACAGACACAUGGAGAUCGAAACCGACGUGGUGUCAAAUACAGACGGGUCUGCAAAAGUCACACUGGGGCACACAGCUAUCCUUGUGGGGAUAAAGGCAGAAAUCAGAAAGCCCAGGCCAAUGGUGCCAGAUGAAGGUUAUCUGGAGUUUUUUGUUGAUUGCUCUGCAAACGCUACUCCAGAGUUUGAGGGCCGUGGUGGGGAGGAGCUGGGGACUGAACUGAGCAACACUCUGUACAAAGUGUUCAACAACAGGAACAGCAUUGAUCUACGGACACUCUGCAUUAGCCCGGGAGAACACUGCUGGGUGCUGUACGUCGAUGUACUGUUGCUUCAGUGUGAUGGAAACCUGUUCGAUGCUAUCUCCGUGGCAGUUAAGGCAGCGCUCUUCAAUACACGAAUCUCUAAAGUGCACAUCUCAGAGGAUGAGGAAGGAGGCAAAGAGAUUGAGCUGUCAGAUGACCCCUAUGACUGCAUGAGGCUAAACGUGGAAAACGUGCCCUGCAUUGUGACUCUGUGCAAGGUGGGUCACAGACAUGUGGUGGACGCAACACUGCUGGAGAAGGCUUGCUCGGUGGCCAGCCUCUUGAUCUCAGUCACGCACCGGGGGACAGUCACCUGCGUCAGGAAGGUGGGAGGGGGAAGCCUGGACCCUGAGAGUAUUUUCGAGAUGAUGGAGACAGGGAAGCGGGUGGGCAAGGCACUCCAUGCGCCUCUCAUGGAGGUCCUACAGAAGGAGGAAAGCCUGGGCAAUAAGAGACAGAAAGUGGGCUUCCUUGGAUGAGUUUCCCAUUUCGCUGUUUUUGUACCUGUAGCCUUUUCUAAUAAAGUUGUUUUUGUUUCUUUA
Messenger RNA from Anguilla anguilla (European eel), 1033 nucleotides. RefSeq names its product exosome component 7 (gene exosc7). Lineage: Eukaryota; Metazoa; Chordata; Actinopteri; Anguilliformes; Anguillidae. The transcript is spliced from 8 exons. The record is from RefSeq and is a predicted model, not a curated record. Gene Ontology annotation, biological process: U1 snRNA 3'-end processing; TRAMP-dependent tRNA surveillance pathway; U5 snRNA 3'-end processing. The coding region runs from base 95 to 970 and encodes 291 amino acids. Gene Ontology annotation, cellular component: cytoplasmic exosome (RNase complex); nuclear exosome (RNase complex).